AUGGAAAAGGGAAACCUGUGCAGGUGGUACUUUGAGGCUGAGAAGGAGCUGUAUGAAAGUGGCCUACUUGAUGGUUGUGGCUACAAGUUGGCCUAUGGUAAGAGCAAGAAUGGCCAGGAUGGCAAUGAAGCAGAAGCUGAACAGCAGUGGGGAAAAGAUGAGACAACAGCGAAAGAACCGCUGGAGAACAGGCACCAAUCUCCCUUCAGGUGCAACAUUGACCAUGAGUACAUAGAGGCGGCCAUCCCUGAGGUUACUGAGUGGUUUGACCACAAGUACACCAAGGAUGUGUUGUCUGACAAUAAGUGGAUAAUGGCCUGGAUCAGCUGGCUCAACCUCUUCUAUGACAGAGCGAAUACUGUGCACAAUAAGAUCAGCCAUGUCAUCAAACUCAUAGAGUGGUGCUUGGUGUUCAAGCGCAACAGCAUAAGCAACUAUGAGGGAGCUGCAAUGGUGCUCAACAGCUUGCGGGAUGCAGCUGGAAUUGCCAAAGCAAAAGGCUUGAGACAACGUGCGAUGCUACAACACUCCAAGCUACGCAUGGCCGAGGAAAGUGGCAACACCUGCUGCCAGAACUUCGAGUCUACCGGCAACAUCAGCAGCGACGUGGAGGACAACUACGACAAUGAUGACGACGAUGAUGAUGACGACGAGCCCUCGAGGCCUUACAGCAGCGCUCAGAAGGCAGCACGCACGCGCCACGAAUGGGGUGUGGCGUGGGAUCUCCAACGCUAUCUUAUUGCCAUGCUGACAUUCCUCAGGGUUAGGGUUAGGGUUAGGGUUUAG
Acanthamoeba castellanii str. Neff is the source of this 786-nucleotide messenger RNA. RefSeq lists its product as uncharacterized. NCBI's taxonomy places the organism in Eukaryota, Discosea, Longamoebia, Acanthamoebidae. Bases 1 to 786 code for a protein of 261 amino acids. The transcript has 5 exons. The record is from RefSeq and is a predicted model, not a curated record.